AUGGCUUCUGUACCCCCACCACCGCAAUGGGUCAUUGACUUGAAUUCCCCUCCAGCAGGGAAGCCAAAAUCCGCAGGAAUCCCCGAUCCGCCGGGAUACACCUCAACAGCUACAGGAGGAAAGAAACACCAAUCCUCCUCCAAGACCGCCGUUCGCGCACCUCCCACAACCGAAGAAAUGGACGUGCUCAAGCUCAAGAAGGCCUGGGAAGUAGCCCUCGCACCCGUCAAGCAGCUCCCCAUGACCGCAAUCAUGAUGUACAUGUCAGGCAACUCUCUUCAAAUUUUCAGCAUCAUGAUGGUUGGCAUGGCAUUCAAGAAUCCUAUUAUGGGACUUAUGGCUACAAAUCAGGCUUUUGAGAAGUUUGAGACACCGGGGACGAAGGGGAAUCUUUUGAUGGUCAAGGCGGUUUAUGUGGCGAUGCAGAUAUUGGCGUUGGCGUUGGGGGUGUGGAAGGUUAAUGGGAUGGGGCUUUUACCGACUACGAGGUCGGAUUGGUUGGCUUGGGAGACGGCGAGAGAUCCUUUGGAGGUGGCGAUACCCGCGUUUUGA
Molecule: messenger RNA, 552 nt
Organism: Lachnellula hyalina
Lineage: Eukaryota; Fungi; Ascomycota; Leotiomycetes; Helotiales; Lachnaceae
Product: ER membrane protein complex subunit
Exons: 3
Coding region: 1-552 (183 amino acids)
Biological process (GO): protein folding in endoplasmic reticulum
Cellular component (GO): EMC complex
Source: RefSeq, a predicted model, not a curated record